Adineta ricciae is the source of this 315-nucleotide messenger RNA. The record is from the annotation of a GenBank genome assembly. Lineage: Eukaryota; Metazoa; Rotifera; Eurotatoria; Adinetida; Adinetidae.
AUGCAUCGACUACCGACAAUACUUGUUCUAUUUCUCAUACUUGUAAUAUAUCUAUUUGGUUAUACUGAAAGCGCUUCUUGUGGUGCAUACAAUCCAACAUUCUACACUUGUUGUAACGGAGUGCUUACUUUCGGAUCCGGCAAGUCCUGCUGUGGUACAACAGCCUAUGAUCCAACAUUUUACACUUGCUGCAGCGGUCUUCUGACUUUCGGACGCGGAAAGUCCUGCUGUGGUACAACAGCCUAUGAUCCGACAUUCUACACCUGCUGUAAUGGUGCUCUAACAUUUGGACGAGGUUUAGCCUGUGGAAAAUAA